AUGGCGGGCAUGGGCGAUGGAUACGUGGGCACGGCGGCGGACGCGGUGCGGAUUCGGCGGCUGGAGAAGCAGCGCGAGGAGGAGCAGGCGAAGAUGGAGGAGCUGCGCAAGAAGUCGUCGCAGGGCCUGCAGGGGCUGCUGCAGUUCGGCACCGCCACCUCCGAGACGCUGGAGACGGCGUUCAAGAAGCAGACGGUGGGGCUGGUCACGCGCGAACAGUUCGUUGAAAAGAGGGCAACACUGAGGAGCAAGAUGGAGGAGGAGGAGCGAGAGGCGAAGCAGCGACAGGCAGACGA
Closterium sp. Yama58-4 is the source of this 296-nucleotide messenger RNA. The record is from the annotation of a GenBank genome assembly. NCBI's taxonomy places the organism in Eukaryota, Viridiplantae, Streptophyta, Zygnematophyceae, Desmidiales, Closteriaceae.